This is a messenger RNA of Entamoeba invadens IP1, 783 nucleotides long. RefSeq names its product palmitoyltransferase SWF1, putative. Gene Ontology annotation, molecular function: protein-cysteine S-palmitoyltransferase activity. The transcript has 2 exons. Gene Ontology annotation, cellular component: endoplasmic reticulum; Golgi apparatus. Gene Ontology annotation, biological process: protein targeting to membrane; peptidyl-L-cysteine S-palmitoylation. NCBI's taxonomy places the organism in Eukaryota, Evosea, Mastigamoebida, Endamoebidae. The coding region runs from base 1 to 783 and encodes 260 amino acids. The record is from RefSeq and is a predicted model, not a curated record.
AUGGUGUUAAACAAGGACCAAUUAUUGAACGAAUUUUACGCGAGUGUUGAGAAGUCACUUGGGAAGAUCUCCUAUGCGUGUGUUCAUAUUCUUAUUUGUAUUCUCUUUUCUAUAUCAACUUUUUACCUCAUUCCCAUCCACGUUGCUUCGACUGAUAAACAAACUUCACAAGUAACAUAUUUGCACACAUUUAAUUGUCUCAUUUUUGCUUCGGUGGAGUACUUUUUACUCAAAUGUAAGUCGACAAAAAAGAAUAUUUACACGUAUCGCACGUACUCAUUUAAACGAGUUGGGUAUUGCAAAAUAUGUGGUAAAGAGAAAUACCCACGUGUCCACCAUUGCAGUAUUUGUAAUUCGUGUACACUUCGAAUGGACCAUCACUGUCACUUCUUAAAUUGUUGUAUUGGGCUUCACAACUUAAAGUUCUUCUUUCUCUUUUUAUUAUACGCCUUUGCAAUUGUCUCAAUCCAUUUCAGGUUGUCGAUACUCGUUCUUGUGUCGCAUCAAAAGGUACCAAACUUCUCGUAUGUACUCCCAUCUAUUUCUCUGUUAAUAUGUCUAAGUUGUGGUAUCUCUACCUUUGUGUUACUCGCAGUGCAAUUCUUACUCAUUUCUUUUAACAUGACUACUAUCGAGUUCUUUGCUUUUCUCAAUAAACUCAAACACGACGAAUUUCACUUCAAUCACUUCAACAAGUCACUCAUCGAAAACUGGGAAGACGCUUUCCAUGUCGAGUCAUUCGCAAGACUUCUCCUCGCAUUUCUACCUUUUUUCGAUUUGUAA